This is a messenger RNA of Stylonychia lemnae, 855 nucleotides long. NCBI's taxonomy places the organism in Eukaryota, Ciliophora, Spirotrichea, Sporadotrichida, Oxytrichidae. The record is from the annotation of a GenBank genome assembly.
AUGGACUAGUAUUCUGGAGUCUCUAUAUUCAAAAUGGAGAGGUAUUUUUUGCUCAAAUGCUGCACCUACAAUGGUUGGUCCUGGAUCCUGGCUAGAGAAGAGAUAGGGAAUGCAUAAGAUUCCUUAUCAAUACUAUAUUUCAAUGAAAAUUUAGAAAGUCCGAUAGAAUAUUUGCUAGGUCUUCCAUAAUCAAAUAGAAUUUCUGGAACAGGCAAACACUACAAUAUCUAUGGGAAUUAUUUAAACAAAUCAGCACCAUUUGCGGGUAUAUAUAGAUUAAUCCAGUUAGAAAAUAAUGUACUACUCUAGAGAGCAGAAUCAAUAACUUAUUUUACAAAGAAUUGCUUGGGGGAAUGUAAGCAUUGUCGAAUCGAUAAAAUUGGUUGCAUUCCAACUAAGAUCGAAAAUGAUUUAAGAGGUACUUGCUUUGAAGAAUAUGGUGAUUAAAAGAUACUUAACUUAGACUUCUCAAAGAAUAAAAAUGAUCUCAUUAUAUACAGUGCUAAGAGAAACUUGUAAUCAGAUUUUGAAAGCGAAAAUAAAUUAUUCUACUUGGGGCCUGAUAGUAAAAACUCAAGUUAAAUGCCAAAGAAAAUAGGAUUUCAAGGUUAUUACUUCAAUGGGGAAUAAUAUAUCACAUCGGUUGAUGAAAUUCAACUAACUUCAAGCUUUACAAUAGAAACUUGGUUUAAAUUGACUGAACUCUAUCCUGAUAAUCGCUAAGAUAUAGAUUAAAGAUACUCAAUCAUUAAACUUAUUCAAACAUCUGGGACAAACUAAAAUUUAAAAUUAAAUCCCUAAAGCAGCCCCUAUUUUUCAGUUUCUUUUAUCAACAGUAGAAAUGAGAAACUUUGA